This is a messenger RNA of Vespula vulgaris, 5219 nucleotides long. RefSeq lists its product as uncharacterized. Bases 3432 to 4991 code for a protein of 519 amino acids. The transcript is spliced from 7 exons. The record is from RefSeq and is a predicted model, not a curated record. Lineage: Eukaryota; Metazoa; Arthropoda; Insecta; Hymenoptera; Vespidae.
CAACGAGAUCAUAAAUAGGCAUCUUCGUUCCAAAAGAUUUUUCCUCCAUUUGUAUCUAUUAUUUUUCUUAACAAUUUUAUUUAACUCUUCUUGAUAUUUUUUAAUUUUCAGGUCUAUUGCUUUUUAUUUAUAAACGUUUGUUUAUUCCAACACACUCAAUCUCUUCCCAAUUUGAAGAAUCUUCUGCGAUUGAUAGUUAGUCAUUCGUUAAGUGUUAAUUUUGCAAAAUAUUUCGAAGCAUACGUAAUACAGAAAAAUGAUAAUAUAAUAAAAAACGAUUGCAUCGGAUUAAUUUCUUAAUUGCGUGCGGGAGAAAGAGCAAUGCAUUUAUGGUAAAACAUGGAGUUGGCCGGUUUAUCGCUUGCAUCAGUUUCAUCGAGUGUAACCGGUCGUAAAGUAGUUUUCGAAGAAGGAACAAAUUGAGACCGAUAUAAGAACAAAACGUAACGUUAUCGGUUUAGUGACUUUCUAAUUAAAGAAGGUUUUCGAACUUAGGAAUUAACAAGAAAUAUUCUGAAUAAGUCCUGUUUUAUUAUCGCGCGUUAACAAUUGUUGUGGAGGUAACUAAACUCUAAGUAGUUUUUAAAAGUAAGGUAAUAAUUUCACAUUGACGUAUGGAAUAGAAAUUUUAAAUCAUUACCAUUUUUAGUUUUAUUACGGCUGAAGAGUCGUAUUCGCAAACGAUUUAUAUUAAUUAAUAGAUAAAGUAAGAGAUUCUUGUUACAAUAGCGCGGUUGCUAUUUCAAUAGCGCGCCUAAUUUGAAGUUUCUUUUUCAUAAAAACUGUAGAAUGGAAUGUUACUUUGCAACAUAUCCUUUCCUUACCACGGUAACAUUAUUUAUAUGAAUCAAAUACACGCCAAUUUAUUCCGUUGGUAAGCACUGACCGUGCAAAUCGUAAUCUUGACUACUUAUUCAGUCAUAAUCUUAAGACCAAUCGAACGAAGGCAGCUUCAUUCUCACGACUCUCCCUUUCGUUCGGUCUAUACACGUACCUACUUACGUAGGAUAUUCAGGGUUCGCUGAGCGCGAUAAUUUGCAAGAUUAAAGAAGGAGAUAUUACGAAGGUAGUGGAUCGUAAUUCAUUGAAAGAUAAACAGUUUAGAGGUGUUUCGAGAUCUUUAAAAGGUCGCUUCGAAGAGACGAAUGAAUUUCAAUUAUUUCAAAAGAUUUCUUUUUUUUUAACUUGAUACGAAGCGACGCUAAGAAUAACCAUUCGAAAUUUAGAUGCUCGAUUCAAUCCAAAGAUCGACAGAGCUUCGGAUCGUUCGUUUAUUGCAUUUUAUAAAUUUUCUUCAGUCGUUUCCAACUCGUUUUUUUUUUAUUUAAACCGUAUACUUGAAGAUCGAUAGAAAGAAGGAACGAAAGGUUGUUUCUAUAAUCGCAAGUUUUCGUUGCGUGACGUUAUAAGGAGACACGGAUGCCACUUAUCGAUACAACUAUAGUAUGCCGUAACUUAGUUUUUCUACGUGAAACUUAGGACAGGUUUUUCUUCGGUAUUAAGUAACGCGGUUCGUUUCUUCUUCUAAGUUCUCGUUUUCUACUUUUGAUCGCCCAAUGCUCAAGCUAUUUCUAGCUGCCGGUUAAAACCUACACGCUAACAUAACACACUCUAUCUAAGAUAGAUUCUUUCGUUCGUAUAUAGAGUCGAGUAAAACUCUCUCUCAUAUAAGUAUCAUUUCGAAGGUAUAUUGAAAUAAUAACUUUUAAUUUCACCGGAUGAGCCAUUGCACAAGGUCGCUCGUAUGAAUCUAAACGUGAGGGAAAGGAAAGAAAGACGUGGAGAAAGUGAAAGACGCAAGACGAAAUAUAUAUGACCGAUAAGGAUAAGAGGAAGAAUUCGAAGGACGAAAUAGGAACGGAAUGAACAAUUUUCGAAACGAAAAACGUCUACUACUUCUACUACUACUACUACUACUACUACUACUACGACGACGACGAGGGAAGAAGAUCUAUCCUUUACGUUACGCUGACGUAAUCGAUGCCUCGAACCUGAAGCGUGCGUAUUCUUAACUUUUAUAGAGUUACGAAGCAAUUGUUUUUUUGUACUUUCUCCGAGAAGAAAAAUGCUGCGUUCUUUCGUAGAUUGACUUACAAAAACUUUGGAAUUUCGUUUGUUCAUUCGUCAGUAGUAAUUUACCAAAAGAUUUUAAGAAAGACGAUAGAUCGAAUAAAAAAGAAAAAUAAAAAAGCAAAGACAUUGAGCGAACACAGGAGAAUAGAAAUUAGAAAGAAAUUCGAAUAUAAAUCUUUCGGUUCGAUGAUUUGGUCGAUUAGAAAUCACAGUCGCGCGUUAAAACUUUCGAUGCCCGUGAAAGUGGUCGCGUGGAUCUUUUUGGGUCCAGCGACCGCGCCAGCAGCCCGAGGUGAAUUCUCUCUUUUUCAUUCUCUCUUUUGUUCGAUUUAUACAAAGAGUAUAAGAAAGGAAGAAAGAUAUUCUCUUUCCUUUAACGACGAUACAGGGGAGACGUGUUUUCUCGCGACGGUACUGUUGCCCGAGUGAAAGUCCCCGAGUCAAAUAUUUUUCGCGGCUGCGUUUCGUGGACCCGUUCUGCGAUCUUCCUAUACGACUUCUUAGCGCCUACGUAUCGAUACUCGAUACCUUCGAUCUUGCGUAUUCUCUUUCGUUCUCUUUUCUCGAAAUACGUUUGGAGUUUCUCUAACGUGAGAUAACGGGGCACAGCUGUUUUAUAACACUCGUAACGACAAUUAUCAUGGAUGUAAUAACACUCGUUGGCUCGAGUGCGAUGCUGUGUCUGUAAACUCGUCUGGAACUGGUUGAAGGAUACUGGGCAUAAGAACGAUACAGCGUUCUAUAUUCUAACUAGCAUUCUAACUGGAGAGUUCGUCGAUAGGAACUUUAUUCCAUGGAAUCGUUUGAAAUUGAAUCGUAGCGAGGGAAACGUAAAGCGGCAGGAAAUUGUAAAAAUCUUGGGCGUUUGAUCAACGUUUAGAUCGAAAUCUUGAUCGUAGUUCUCGAUCGUCUCUCGUUCGGCUUUUGUAAUGUUUGUCGAUCGACAUUCCAGGGUGCACCGUGUGUAAUACGUAAACAUCGAGGAGCGGGCCCGACAGGACGGUGCCGACGUGAAAGUGGUCGGCUGGAAGUGGCGGAAUGCGGAGUGUCGGCCGCCGCACAGCGUGCACACUGAUCAACGCUACUAGCUAAUUGGACUAUGUAUCGUUCGCCUACUCCUCCGCUUUUAUUGUACUUCUGAGGACAAGUGCAGACGUCGAGAGGAAGGAAGAAAAAUGUCGCGAUGUCGGUGAUGACAGAAGAGAGAAGAAUCGUGCGUUGCAAAGACGACGGUAGGUCGUUCUAAAAGAGCAUGCCGCGGUGGUUACUCGCCCUGGACGAACCAGCAUCCAACCCAUGCGGUAGCAUUGUUAUCGGCCACGAACCAUCGGGGUUAAACUGUUGGACCGUAUCAGGGGAUGCUCGAACGCGAGAAAGUCCGUACCGGUGCCGCAAUCGCAACGGCCUUGACAGUUUCAACUGGGAACCGGAUCAGUCCAGACGGCGUCGUUUCAUCCCUGCAAUUACCGAACGAUCGGUACGCCUGUAACCCCGAUAGCAUUUAUUCCGUGCCUAGAAACGAUCUGCACGAAGUGGAAUGGGUAGAACCUGAUGCGGUGGAUGCCGAAGUAUCGAGAUUAGUAGCCGGAUCGUCGACGACGACGACGACGACGACGACGACGCGAAAUAAUCCAAGACGAUGUUGCAGAACUUCGACCAGUUCGGGCUACUCGAGCCACUCGCCGCCUUUAUCGGCAGGUUCCUAUUCCUGUUACGCGUCGGCUGUACCUGGCCAGAGUGUUUUUCGGUCAACGGCUCCGCAAACCAUGAAAGAUCAAUUCGGGGGAGGUCUCGCAGUGAUACACGAAGGCGAAGCAAUUCCACGUCCCAUAUGGCCGUCGGUCUUCACCAGUGUUCCACAAGAAUUCUAUAUCCGCGAUGACGGCAAAACCGAAUACGAUAGAAUGUACACGUGUUGCGGAUGCGGUUGUACGUAUACUUAUUCGUGCUACGAUUGGAAUUACGGCCGACCGACGGCAACGUCAGCGCGCGAGAUUCUUCUAGAAUUAUCGAGGACGUUGAACUCCGUUAUAGAAGGCGAGACGACGAUGACACCCGAAGAGAUUUUACACAAUAUCUCGAAAACCGUGGCUCAGGGGAUAAAUCUGAAGAAAAGUAGUAUUUACGAGUACGUACGUCAAAAUCCAGCAUGGUUGAAUGACGGAAAGAACACGUCGUCGAUUUUGAGCAGUAAAACUUCGUCACAGUCGACCGGAAAGGAUUCGUCGUCGCUUCAAAGUCGUACGAAAAACUCGUCUUCCUCGUCGUCGACGAGGGUAAAUCCGGUGAAUUCGAAAGUUUACGGUAGCACCCGUAGAUUUCAUAAUUCGGCUUGGUCAACGCCUAGAUGUACCUGCGAUUCGUCUAAUAGAAACGUCGAAUCGUCGACAUGCGAAAAGACUAGGCCGGGAUUGGAAAAGAAGACGUCUUCCAGUACGGAGAUUCAUUGUCAAAAACCAUUGGAUUUGUGUACCUGUAAAUGCUUUAAAGAAUCGACUCAGCAAUCUAGAAGGAAACAAAGUACUUGCACCAGUGUUCACAUCGGAGAUAGUGAGAAACAGGCGAUCGUUGAACUAGACGGUUUGAAUCAAAAUCGAAAUGGUCUUGUUUCUGGUGAACCAGAAUACACGAUGCAGUUGGAGUGCAGCGACGGUGGUUCCUCGAACGAAGGGAUGGUUGUGCCGUCGACGAAAGGUGCCUGGAAUCACCACAACACGAGAGGAUUCAUCGGUGAUUUGGAUUUCACGUUGGACGUCACGCGUGCCGAACGUUUAGGUCGAGCGAUCGCGAAAGCGAAAAGGAAUCGGCAAUGGUGCAGAGCUCUGACCACUUUAUUUGGACUAGUCUUCUUUGUUUUAAGCGUUGUCGUCGUUUCGUUGUCGGUGACCAGAGGCCGAAAAGUUUUCGGUAGCAUGUGAAAAAGCUCUUUUUUAAGGAACGAAAGCGUCUUGCGACUGAUACUCUUUGCUAAGUACGUAUUUCUCAGUACCUUAUACCAAUUAAGUAAAAAUCCGCAGGGUUCAGAAAGGGUCCUGCAAGCAAUAUAUGGCUGUGACCAUGUCCUUGUAUAUCUUAUGUUUUAAAUGAUGUGUGUACUCCGAAAGCAAUCGCAUUAAAUAAAGAGGAGACGAUAAGGUAUAAUUCUA